AGUCUUUUUCUUAAUAGAAUUUGGUUUACUUUGUAAUAUUUAAAUAACUGAUCGUAAUUUGUCAUAUAUGAAUAAUUGUUUAACAUGUUUAAGAAAAGUAUUUUCAAUUAUGAAUUCAUCCAUGUCAUACCAUCAAUAUUAUCCAACAACUAUAACAAGUCAUCAAAAGUGCGCUAAGGCACACAGUAUAUGUGUGAAAUAGGCGGACUUUAUUGUCGUUCUCUAAGAUUGUGUUUUUAAAAGUAACACACACUCUUUGUAGGUGUGUAUACGUGUUUAUGUGAAACAUCUACAAUGCAUGUAUAUUUUAAUAAGUAACAUUUUUCCAGUAGUUCCGAAAGAAGACAUAACGCUAGAGUCAAACAUCGUCACGAUACCUGAUGACAGUAUAUAUUCCUUUGCAAAAGAUACAGAAUGCAAUUCACAAUUGGCAAGCGAUCUACGUCGUGCUGAGGAUGAUGAGUGUCGCAUUCAACAACUGGAAGACGACGAUCCAACAUACAGUAGCACCAACGAAACGUUAUCGAAAAGUCAAAGUGCAUCAGCAAGGCCUGACAUCGCAGCGUGUGUCCCUCCUUCAACAUUGAAAGUGGACGGAGAGUAUUCAUACAGUGUGGUUAACAAAUUAGGCAAGAAACCAGACAUUUCAAAACCCCUUGGGACUCCACCUCCACAACUGGCAUCAGAUGACUAUACGUACAGUUUAGUAAACAAGUGUAGGCAAACAGAUGAAAUGACACAUCAGCAGCAGAUAGGCAGUUCCAUCGAUGAUGUCAAGAAGGGCGACAAUGACUAUGAUGAUAUUCUAAACUAUAGAGAAACAACUAUGGAAGGCCCUAAAUGUUAGAACAUGGCACAGUGAAUUAAAAAAUCUAAAUGAACUUAUAUUAUAUUUUCAUAUGUAUAUAUUAGCUGUAAAGCGUACAAAUGCAUAUUGUACACAAACUGUGCAAUGUUUAUGUGUAUUUUGUUUCUUUGUUCAGGCUUUUUUUAUUAAAGAUUUUCCUUCGCUUGACGUUGUUAAAGAUACUGCAUAUCCAAACAUGAAAUAAAUACGUAGAGGAUACACUAGCCUGUACCGUUAUCUCUAGAUACGUCCACCUAUAUAUUUAUCAAUAUUUUGGUUUGAUUAGUUUGCUUUCUCAUUACAAAUAAACUAUACAUGAUAUGAUGUUUAUGGAACUAACAGCUUUUAACGACAACAUACAUGCGUUUAAUUGAAUAAUAAUAAUUAUUUAAUCAUCGUCGUCGUCGUUGUCGUCGUCGUUGUCGUCGUCGUUGUCGUCGUCGUCGUCGUCGUCAACAUCAUCAUUAUCAUCAUCAUCAUCAUCAUCAUCAUCAUCAUCAUCAUCAUCAUCAUCAUCAUCAUCAUCUCAUCAUCAUCAUCAUCAUCAUCAUCAUCAUCAUCAUCAUCAUCAUCAUCAUCAUCAUCAUCAUCAUCAUCAUCACCAACACCAUCAUCAUCAUCUUCAUUUCCAUUUUCUUCUCUUCUUUAUCAUCAUUAUCUUUGUCUUCUUCUUCUUCGUCAGCUUCAUCCUCAGCUUCUAACCAUCUUCAGCUUCCUCUUCAUCUUCAUCACAGUGAAAUGAUACUAGUCGUAUUCGUUACCUUUGUCAUCAGCGUACCCGUAUUUGUAGAUUGUAUUUGGUAUAUAUAUAUAUAUGUGUAUUGUGUGCGUAUUUCAAAUUGAACAUAGUUCUAUUAUGUUGGCAUGUUUUGCAUAGUUUUGCGCAAAAAACGACACGCGUAUAUAUUAUCAGGAAAGCUAUUAUGUACGGUCUUAAUAUGUUAAUAUUUAUUAUAUGUACAGGUAUACAUUCUUUUUCUUUUCUAACUCAUGUGUGUGAAGCUUAAGCUGCAUCUUUUGUUGUUAUACUUGAAGCUGUCUAUUUAAGUCGAUGAAAUGUCUGUGUCUCGUAAUAAACUGACUGCCCUACAAUGGCCGUGCGAGUUAUUGCUUUUUGUGUAUUAUUUAUAUCAACAUGGUUUUUAAUUUUAUUUUGAGUAGAUAAAUGUGCCUUCAUGUGA
Dreissena polymorpha is the source of this 2028-nucleotide messenger RNA. RefSeq lists its product as uncharacterized. The record is from RefSeq and is a predicted model, not a curated record. The coding region runs from base 299 to 847 and encodes 182 amino acids. The transcript has 10 exons. Lineage: Eukaryota; Metazoa; Mollusca; Bivalvia; Myida; Dreissenidae.